AGUAUUCCAUUGCGCAUGGGCAGGCUGCACAUGGGCAGGCUGCGCAUGUGCAGGCGUUCUCAUCUCCCUGGGUGGUGGACCCCUAGGCUGUUGGGCCUGGACUGCUGGCCAUGGCUCUGCCUGUCGCCAGUCAUUCUCAUCAUUGUCUUUCAGGGCGGCUUCUCGGGAAAAGGCACAGCUCUCAAGGGCAGGUCAGAUGCCGACCUGGUGGUGUUCCUUAACAAUCUCUCCAGCUUCGAGGACCAGUUAAAUCGACGCAGAGAGUUCAUCCAGGAAAUUCAGAAACAGCUGUGUACAUUGCAGUGUGAGGAACACAUUAGAGUGAAGAUUGAUGUUCUGACUUCACGUUUGCCCAACCCCCAGGCACUCGGCUUCACACUGCACUUCCCCCGACUUCAACAGGAGGUGGAGUUUGAUGUGCUGCCAGCCUAUGAUGUCCUGGGUCAACUCAACUACAUCAAGCCUGACCCGCAAAUCUACAGCAGGCUCAUCCAUGAGUGCACCUCCCUGGGGAAGGAAGUCGAGUUCUCCACCUGCUUCACCGAGCUCCAGAGAAACUUCCUGAAGCGUUGUCCAACCAAGCUGAAGAGUCUCAUCCACCUGGUCAAGCACUGGUACCAACUGUGUAAGGAGAAGCUGGGGAAGCCGCUGCCCCCACAGUAUGCCCUGGAGCUGCUCACAGUCUACGCCUGGGAAUGUGGGAGUGGAAACACUGAGUUCAGCAUAGACCAGGGCUUCCGGACAGUCUUAGAACUGGUCACCAAGUACAGGCAGCUUCUAAUCUACUGGACAAAGUAUUGUGACUUUCAAGACCAAUACAUCUCCAUCUACCUGCUGAGUCAGCUCAGAAGAGCCAGGUAGACUGUCUCCUCAUGG
Messenger RNA from Myodes glareolus (Bank vole), 876 nucleotides. The record is from RefSeq and is a predicted model, not a curated record. Lineage: Eukaryota; Metazoa; Chordata; Mammalia; Rodentia; Cricetidae.